AUUUGUUUGGAAGUUUGUUCAUUUGUCAGUUGAAGUAUUUCAAAAAGUUAAACUUUGUAAUUUUAUCGGCUCCGAAUCAUUGAAAAUAUAUUAACAGCUAUGGACGACGCUCCUGUAAAUAAUAUAAGGGAAUCUACAAGAGAGAUCUUGAAGUUGAACCGACGUUCUCAUAGAAAUGAAGUGAGUGAUCUUCAACGUUCUAUAAAAGAUUUGAGAGUAUCACCAGAAAAUAUUGCGACAAUAGUAUAUAACUUAAAAUCAAAGUCACAUGUUACAGUUGAGAAUCUUCAAAUACUUAAAAAUGCUUUAAUUGACGAUGAGAAGAACAUUGAAGUUGUUUUAAAAUGUUACGGUGCUCUGCGAAGCUUAGUAAGGGAAUUAACAGGUAAUAAUGUCUCAAAGCAAUGUGCUGCAGCUGGGUGUUGCUGCAACCUGGCAUUGGGUGACUCUAGAGCCUGCACCGCUAUAGCAAAAGCAAGUGGAUCAUAUCUCACUGUACUACUUGAUAAUCCUACUACAGAGUUAGCGAUGACAUGUGCUUGGACAUUAGGCAACUUGGCAGGGUCAGGACCUAAAGUAUGUGACAUACUUGUCGCUCAAGGUGCAGUCGCUAAACUCUGCAACAUGCUGCAAAUUCAUAAUGAGAAUAUUCAAGAUGCCGCAGCAUAUGCAUUACUGCACUUUGCUUAUCAUAUGGAGGAUGAUUUUAAACAUGAAUACCUUCAAAAAGUAUUAACUGCUUUGUCAAAGUUAGAGGUUAAUGCAACCACAAGUCGAUUGUCAUUCACUCUCUCCUGUCAUGUGGAUUUCAAAGACAAUAUGCCAGAGGAAUUAAUAGACAAAAUGCUGGCAACAUUGAAACAAACUGUCAAAAUACACUCUGAAGAUUGUGUACAAAGCCAGUGUAAUUGUGAAUUACUAUAUGCAAUAAGGACAUUAGCAAAUAUGGAUGUUGAAGUUUAUGAUGUUAUAUUGAAUUAUUUUGUACAAAAUAAUCUAGAGCAAGCUCUUUUGGAAGUAUUAAACAAAGACAGUGGUGCAGUUAAUGAGUCAUUAUUAUGGUUGUUAGGAAAUUUGUAUAAUUAUAGUCCUAGUAAUGAGUUUUUUACACAUUUAUCAACAAUGUAAAGUUUUAUAAGGAA
Papilio polytes (common Mormon) is the source of this 1142-nucleotide messenger RNA. RefSeq names its product importin subunit alpha-2. The record is from RefSeq and is a predicted model, not a curated record. The coding region runs from base 100 to 1128 and encodes 342 amino acids. Lineage: Eukaryota; Metazoa; Arthropoda; Insecta; Lepidoptera; Papilionidae. The transcript has 5 exons. Gene Ontology annotation, molecular function: protein binding.